AUGUCGUUCGGCCUAAACUUUCGACCAAAUGGUUCCCUCGGUGUCGACAACUACAACCAUUCGGAAGCACAGCAAUACGAACUGACCGAGUAUGGACUCCUUGCUGAACCACCUAAAUACGGCGACAAAUACCGAGAUGGGUCUUCCAUAGACUGGCUACAUGAAGAGAACGCAGAGAGGGAGAGAAACCAUGCCUUGCAAUCCGAGGCUGCGAAUGCUGGGGAGACCUGUGAUUUGUGGCAACGAUGGGCGGAUGUAGCGGGCAUAAAGUCUAUGUUCGGUCAAUCGUUGCUCCAGACCUUCAUCUACGUGACAUUAGCCGUUAUCUUUGCCGGAAGCUCUGCCUUUCUUGUUGUCACCUUCGCGCCAUACUUCAGGGCUCUCUUUGGGGAAAGAGGCAAGUUUCAAGGCGGCCCUCUUGUCCAUGUAGCAUGCUGCUUCGCAUCGCUAUUCUCUCGCAUGUUUACACAAUUCCGUCAUAACGAAGAGCUCGACACCUUUGCCAACGAAACUGAAGUCAUGUGGAAAGGCUUCGUUGCUUCUGCCAUCGCAGCCAUGGCACUGCAGUGGGUCAAUCCGUUCGGCACAGCGAAGCUGGUGCUGUUCCAGGUUACCGCCUUCAGUGACCAAUGGCGUGCCUUUGAACUGGGCGUUUUGGGAUCCUGGUUGAUUCGUCUCAACGUGGAGUUUGCCAUCUACCGUAGACAGAGUGUCAUUCAUGACUGGCCUGUAUUGGAGGUUGUUGCGGCGACGAAUCUUUUCCAAGAUUGCGACCCUAACAAAGCAGACUACCAUGGUCUAUGCAACAUGGACUUUUGGCAUGAUGGCAAGCAAAGUCUAUACCGCUCCAACCCGAAAGCAUGGUUGUUCUUGUCCUGCCCUCCCGAUCCUUCUGUUCGGUGCAUCUCACCAGGGUUCUAUGCGGUUAUCGGUGCUGCAGCGAUGUUGGGAGGUGUCACCCGAAUGACCAGUCAGUCUCUCUUCCUCUUCUUCUCGCCUUCCUUUUCCGACGUGUCUUCUCCAACAGUAUCUUUGGUCGUCAUCCUCUUCGAACUGACUGGUGCUCUUUCACAUGUGCUCCCAAUCAUGAUCUGCGUCAUGACAUCUAAAUGGGUCGGAGACGCCCUCGGAAAGGACGGUAUAUACUCGGUUUGGAUCGCGAUGAGACGAUAUCCGUGGCUACCGCCUGUCGAUUAUCGGGACAAUGGGGAAACGGGUGCUCAUCUUAUGAAGCCUGUGCAGAACCUCAUCGUCGUUCGGGACGGCGAGACAACGGUGGGCGAGCUCGCCGAGAUGCUAGACGAAUACAGCGACUUCCAUGGCUUCCCCGUCAUCGAUAACCACGGGGAGUUCAUAGGCUACGCCACUCGGGAUGCUCUGCUGCGUGCCAUCGAUGGAACGCGCUUCUCCGACAGUUUCGAUGUUAUGCGCGAAAAGAAAUGCACGUUCUCGCAAAACUUUAUGCGAGUAUCAGCCUCUGCGCGGGUAGACAUGUCUUCUACACUGGAGCGAGCGCUGAUACAGCUACGUAAAGAAGUCCCUCAGGAGCUGGUGGUCGCCAUGUUCCAAAAACUGAGAGAUGUGGUCACCCUGCUAACAAGCCACUUCCCUCAUGCUGGAUCACUUGCGCAAGGGGUUCGGCCUACAUGA
Molecule: messenger RNA, 1650 nt
Organism: Coprinopsis cinerea okayama7#130
Lineage: Eukaryota; Fungi; Basidiomycota; Agaricomycetes; Agaricales; Psathyrellaceae
Product: chloride channel 3
Exons: 14
Coding region: 1-1650 (549 amino acids)
Cellular component (GO): early endosome; Golgi apparatus
Molecular function (GO): voltage-gated chloride channel activity
Source: RefSeq, a predicted model, not a curated record